Molecule: messenger RNA, 1128 nt
Organism: Anguilla anguilla (European eel)
Lineage: Eukaryota; Metazoa; Chordata; Actinopteri; Anguilliformes; Anguillidae
Gene: sec22bb
Product: SEC22 homolog B, vesicle trafficking protein b
Exons: 6
Coding region: 224-883 (219 amino acids)
Biological process (GO): endoplasmic reticulum to Golgi vesicle-mediated transport; retrograde vesicle-mediated transport, Golgi to endoplasmic reticulum; vesicle fusion with Golgi apparatus
Cellular component (GO): endoplasmic reticulum-Golgi intermediate compartment; SNARE complex; ER to Golgi transport vesicle membrane
Molecular function (GO): SNAP receptor activity
Source: RefSeq, a predicted model, not a curated record
AGGGUCCUCAAGUCCACGGGGUGUCGCUAUUUAGGUCGGAACGAAUGUCUGAAAUGAAGCGGGCCACAAUUGAACGACGCACCUCCGAUAUUUCCGGCCAGCUCAGCGCGUCAGUGUUGUCAAAUCAAGAGCGGAGCAGGGAUAGCACAGCGGAGCCUGUCAGUUCAGCUGGACCCCUCAUUGUUAUCAAAUACUGCUAACUCGUUAGAGUAUUCUGCACAAAAUGGUUCUGCUGACAAUGAUUGCUCGGUUGGCGGACGGGCUGCCGCUCGCCGCGUCAAUGCAAGAAGACGAACAGGGAAGUGAAAAGCUGGGUCGGGACCUGCAGCAGUACCAGAGCCAGGCCAAACAGCUAUUCCGGAAACUGAACGAGCAAAGUCCCACUCGUUGCACAUUGGAGGCCGGAUCAAUGGCCUUCCACUAUGUGAUAGAGAAAGGUGUGUGCUACCUGGUUCUGUGUGAGGCGGGCUUCCCCAAGAAGCUGGCCUUCGCCUACCUGGAGGACCUGCAGGCCGAAUUCCACGAGCAGCACGGGAAGAAGGUCCCCACGGUGUCCCGACCGUACUCCUUCAUCGAGUUCGACACGUACAUCCAGAAGACCAAGAAGUCGUACAUCGACAGCAGGGCGCGCAGGAACCUGGGCAGCAUCAACACGGAGCUGCAGGACGUGCAGCGGAUCAUGGUGGCCAACAUCGAGGAGGUCCUGCAGCGAGGGGAGGCCCUUUCAGCUCUGGACUCCAAGGCCAGCAACCUGUCCAGCCUGUCCAAGAAGUACCGCAGCGAUGCCAAGUACCUGAACACUCGCUCCACUUACGCCAAGCUGGCAGCAGGGGGCGUCUUCUUCAUCAUGCUCAUCGUGUACGUGCGCUUCUGGUGGCUCUGAGAGGAGGGGGGGGGGUCCCGGGGCCCAGUGGCCUGGGGGCCGCCGCAGAAGAGGAGAGGAGGAUGAAGGACGGAGCCGGCGGCUUCCCUCUGUCCCGUCGCCGUUACGAAAUCCUUCCUCUUCCUCGUAAGACUUUUCCCCUCUGGGCCACCGUUCAGUCCCGCUUCCCGCUGUCCGUAGGUCUGUAAUGUAAUUAUUAAUGUUAUUAUUAUCGCUGAGUUUUAUUAACGGCCGGGGGGGGCGGG